UAUCAGCUCGCUGACACAUGAAUAUUAGUUACUACAUUAGCGAGUUGAUAUGAUUUUCAACUCUCAGAGUUCUCCUUUUAACAAAGUUAUCAAGAGAACCAAUCGAUAUAAACCAGUUACUUAAUCCUGAAUGAGCUAACUUGAAAUUUUUGUGACAGCAAAAGCGAAAUCGUAUAUAGGAAUAAUCCUGGGUGUAGUAAGUGCAGUUGUACUGCUUAUGUUGGCAGUUGUUGUUUUGAUCAUGCGAAAUCGUAAGGUGAAAAGGGAGGAAGAAUUACAUGAACUCCUGACAAUGGAGGGAUACACAGGAAGUUACGAGCUCGAUAACAAUGGUCACCAACUUAAGCUUUUCACUUACUCAUCCGUCAUCUCUGCCACAGACAACUUCUCCUCCAACAACAAACUGGGAGAGGGUGGUUUUGGCCCUGUUUAUAAGGGUAGAACAGGAGAAGGCCAAGACAUAGCAGUGAAGCUUCUUUCGCGAAAGUCGGGACAAGGCUUGCUUGAGUUCAAAAAUGAGCUCAUACUCAUCUCUGAGCUGCAGCAUGUCAACCUUGUCAAGCUUGUAGGAUUUUGCAUUCACAAAGAUGACAAAAUGAUUAUAUAUGACUACAUGCCUAACAAAAGUUUGGAUUGCUUUCUCUUCGGUCCAUCCGGGAGGGAGGCAGUUAGAUUGGGAGAAACGGUUCAACAAUCAUCGAGGGACUGCUCAAGGGCUUCUUUAUCUUCAUAA
Molecule: messenger RNA, 733 nt
Organism: Salvia splendens (bonfire salvia)
Lineage: Eukaryota; Viridiplantae; Streptophyta; Magnoliopsida; Lamiales; Lamiaceae
Product: G-type lectin S-receptor-like serine/threonine-protein kinase CES101
Exons: 4
Coding region: 218-733 (171 amino acids)
Biological process (GO): protein phosphorylation
Cellular component (GO): plasma membrane
Molecular function (GO): ATP binding; protein serine/threonine kinase activity
Source: RefSeq, a predicted model, not a curated record